AUGACUCGUGUUUUCAUCGGGAGAUUGGCAAUGAAUGCCCGAGAAAGCGAUGUGGAAAAAUUUCUUCGAGGAUACGGUAAAUUAAAAGACAUAAGCUUGAAAAGAGGAUACGGAUUUGUGGUAAGAGAGGGCGAAUUUGUUUAUUCUUGUAGGAGAAAGCUAAGUACGAGCAUGUGAAUACUCUGCACUUCUAGACGUUAUGAUUUUUCAAUGUAGGAGUUUGAUGAUCAUCGAGAUGCUGAUGAUGCGAUUGCAGAUUUGAAUGGCAAGGAACUGCUGGGAGAAUAGUGAGUGAAGUAACGAAAGUUUUUUAGCUAAAUAUAAAUUCAGAAAUUAGGCUAAAUAAUUCAUAAGCAACGAAAUCAACCUUGUCAGAUAUUACAUAGUACCUCGUAGAUGUAACGACUUUAUUACUGCAGUAUUUUUUGUUUUACGGUAGAGAACAUAUAAUCCUGUCUAAUUUAAAGAUGGGUUACAGUCUUAAAGUACACCACGAAAGUCAUUUUCUUUGAUUUGGCUUUUAUCCAGCCACCUGCAAAUAGGCAUAUAUCACGUAGCUGAAUUUUCGCCAAAAUACGUAGGGUCCCAUGGCCUAUUCUUGAAAGAAACCGAUCAAUAAUGAAACGAAACACAACGAUACCGAUGAACUCUUUGUGUUGCUUCAAGACUUAUGUGUUAUUAGGUAUCACUUUGCCCACACACCACUUUCACUUCGGCAGGGGCCAUAUUUCUGCUUCUUGUGAUCCAAUUAAGAUUGCCUCUAAGGAUCUAAAGCUGAAGUAACUUUUAUGUGUUUUUAUUUUUUUUCAGUGUUGCAUUAGAGUUGGCCAGAGGAAAGAGGAGUGGUGGCGGUGGUGGGCGUGGUGGAGGAAGAGGUGGAGGGGGCUAUGGUGGUCGCAGACCUGUUUGGCUGGACAAGUAUUACGAAUAUUUUUAAGACAUUUUUAUCCCAAAUAUAAUUACUGUAUUUAUUUUCUUAGUUUUGUUUAAAACUGGUGAAAAACUUUAAAUUUAUACAAAUUUCUUUCAUUUUGUCCCUACUGGGGGUCAAGGUAUGGGCCUCCAGUAAGAACACAGUACCGUGUUAUCGUGGAAAACAUGUCAAGUCGCACAAGUUGGCAGGUACUUGUUAUUACCUAGGUGCAUUGUAUGUUUUAUGAGUAUAGAGUUGGAUUGAAAUCAAAUCUGAGUAAAUGGGAAAUUGGAAUUAACAUCUGGAGAUUCUUGUCGCAAUGUUGGGAAAGGAUCCUCUCCAAUUAUUCCUCCAUGGUGAAAAUUUUGCUUUCCCUUUUCAAUCACUAUAAUAUAUUUUACUUGACUUUAAUUGUUUAUGUAAUUGUGUAAUUUGCUAUGCUAUUGUUGUAUUUUCACUGUAUAAUAAUAUACCUUAUGAAUUUUAAGAAUGAACAAAUGAAGGGUUUGAUAUAAAAUGCCAGGUAUUUGUUUAAAGGACCUGUUGAUUUGAUAUAGAUGGUUUGUUUUUCCUACAAAAGUUUUGUCAGGGAUUGACAGCAGGCAAUUAGUUUAUGGAGAAGAGAUUCCCAAUUUAGUAUUUUUUCGUUUGUUUGUUGACAGGGCGUUAAGGAUUAAGCGCUUGAUAUUCACUAAGCAAAGGUUACAAAUGAUGUUGGAUCUUUUCCUAAACUGAGGGAGGUUCCCUUUGCGUGUCACUGCCUUGCGAUGGUUGUGAAAGCUUGCAAAUUAACGAUGUGAAGUGACUUAAUGUGAUAUGGGUACAGUGAUUGAUGAGAAGUCUGCUUGUCAUCUCUGAAGAUACUAAACUAAAUCUGUGAUAUGUGAGAAUUUGAAGAGAGAUGUAUUGUAUUGUACACUCAGGUAAGAUGGAGGGAAGGCCACUGUCUUCCCUUUCUGGGUUUCAAUCCAAAAGAGUUAGCCAAUCAUUCUCGGCUGUUUAAGAGUGAAAGGUGAUUGGUAACUUUGAUCGACAGCUUUUGUUAUUAAAUUAUGACAAAUUAAUAUUUGUUUCUGAUUUCUUGAGAACAUCAUCAGAAUUCUUGCAAACAAUUAAACAGUGUGUUCACCAGUAUAAGGAAAUUAUUGGUUACCCUUUGAGCAGAGUCUUCCUUCACCUCCUCCAAAGAAAUAGAAGGUUCUUUUUGGAGGAGGUAGAAGAUGACUCUGCUAGCAAGAUGGUUAUAUGUGUAACCUUAUUUAAUUGUUCAAGGAAAAGAGUAGUUUAACACAAUACUUUUAUUUGUUAGUCAUGGUUGCCACAAAUCAUAAAAUGGCUGGUGAGAAAUUCUUCAUUGAGGAACAAUCUUGAAUAUUACAUGUUAGAUCUUUGGAAACUUUUCUCAUUUGGGAGAUCGCAAAGUCUUUGAAUAUUAGAGAAAAUGAUUUGUGUGGCAAACAUGUUUGACCUUGUAUUUGUUUCUUUCGAGCUAGACUGUCAUUGAAUCACUAACAUUCUCAUCUGAUUAUCUGUUAGGAUCUGAAAGACCACCUUCGCCAGGUCAGCAAUGCAAGACUAACUUAUGCUGAUGCACAUAAAAAGAGAGUUGGAGAAGGGUGAGGAUUUUUAAAAUAAAAUUUACAGUAUUUUUUUGGUUAUAGGGUGUAGCACUUUUUCAAAGAAAUUUUGCCUGAUCACCCUUGAACUGUCUCAGAUUUGGGUGCAUCUUAUAGCUAAGUAUUUUCAUGCAAUGAAAUUUGAGAAUGUCCUAUUUUCUAAUUUAAAAAACAAAAGAUAAAUAAAUAAGUAAAAGGCUAGGAAUAUUGGUUAUUAACUUUACUUGACUUGGUGGUUCUGAAAAGAAUCAUUUAUUCAUACUUAAAGAAACAAAUUCAAAAAAUCAAGGUGUGUCUUAUAACUGUGAGUGUAUAACCAGAAAAAAAAAACGGUAUUCAACAAAAUAUUUGAGGAUUAAUAGCAAUGUAGCAAAGUUUGCAUAAAAUUUACCAAAGUUGUAUAUUCAUUAAAACAUUAGUGAACGUGCGUACUGAAGUCAAACUUUUGAAUGUUUUCAUAGAUGUGUAGAAUUUGAGAGUCGUGAGGACAUGCUGGAUUGCCUCAGGAAAGCUGAUGAUACAGAACUUGGAGGCAAAAGGAUUCGCCUUGUUGAAGUGAGUGUGCGAGUCUUUUCAAGAGGAUGUUCAUUAUAUUCCUUCAUCAUUUUUGAUUAGAAUUCAUUGGCAUUAAAUACACAAGGUGAACACUUUAUACAUGCAUUGUAUGAGUAUGUCACCUGGCCAGCAUCCCUUGUGGUCUGGACCAACAAUUUCUUUUAAUCUUGAGAAAUUUUUGCUCACAAUAAAAAUUCUUAUUAUAUUUGGUCUACAGUGUUAAUAACAUGUAUAAUUCUUACUUGAUCAAUUUCAGUGCAUGCUCUUUUCAAAUUAGCUGAUGAACUACUUCUAGAUUUGUGCAACCAUUAUAUGUUUGAAAUGAAAAUAGAAGGUAAAACAUUGUUUCUCUUUCACAGGACAAGGGCCAUCAUAGCUCUCCUCCGAGACGCAGUAGUUAUAGAAAGAGUUCUCACUCAAGGUCCCGCUCAAGGUCCCGUUCACGAUCUCGAUCUCGUUCUCGCUCUCGAUCACCGAAGAAGCGUUCAAGGUAACUUAUGUUGUAUUGUCUAACACAAGUUGAAUGUACAUGUAGGAAGAGUGGGUCAAGAAAAGGGGUGACUUGUGCUCAUUACAAUCUUUGUGUUUUAUGUAGCUGAACAAUUGUAGUUAGUAUUAUAUGAAAAAUAAUGUUAUCAGAAAUGCAGUUUUUUUUAUUGUUCAUUUAACUGUUUGAUCCAUAGGUCUUACUCUCGCUCCAGAAGUCGCUCUGCAUCAAGGUCCCCAGCCCGUGCAACAAAGCGUUCACGAACACCUUCAAGGUCUCCUGAGCCAGCAAGGGCUGCAUCACCUGACGAAAGACGUGAUGAAAGACGUGAAGAAAGUGACGAUUGAUUGUCAUCACUGGUUUAAGUUUACAUAGGCUACUUUUGAACCAGUGUUCGUUCAAAAUACAUCUCAUAGAAAACUGUCCAUUGAACAAUUUUUUGAAGUUUUUAGUGAUUGCAAAUGUAGCACAUUUGUUAGAGAUUUUUUUCCUGUGUGUGGGCUUGAAUGUCUGAACCAAACACAGAAUAGAAGUUCAUAGUGGAAGAGUUUAUGUAAAGUUCUCACUACUCUAAUCAAUGUCAGUAUCUAAUAGAGAUUUUCAGUCGAAUACAGUUUUGAUGAUCAAAAUUGUGUUAUAUUUAGAAAUUUUGUACUGUUUGCAUUUGAUUUAAUUGUGUUGUUGAGUAUAUUAAAGUAAACACUCUUCAUGUAAAAUGAGUUGUUAGAGGUCAUUUGAGUGACCACUCUGAUCUAAUGGAAAGCUGUAAUACUGUUGUUUUAAAAUAAAAUCUUAACCAGAUUUGAUCCCAUC
Molecule: messenger RNA, 4384 nt
Organism: Pocillopora meandrina
Lineage: Eukaryota; Metazoa; Cnidaria; Anthozoa; Scleractinia; Pocilloporidae
Source: the annotation of a GenBank genome assembly